GCCUCGAUUGUCUCAUCUGUUUGAUGGAGGUGAUAUGACCGCCUAGCUCACAGGACUGAUGCGUGGACAAAAUGACACUCAGAGCCGUACGUGAAUGCAGAGCCAGAGCCUCGGAGCCUCUCCCUUGGGGGCCACGUGGGCUUCGACAGCCUCCCGGACCAGCUGGUCAGCAAGUCGGUCACACAGGGCUUCAGCUUUAACAUCCUCUGUGUGGGGGAGACUGGCAUUGGCAAGUCCACACUGAUGAACACGCUCUUCAACACGACCUUCGAGACCGAGGAAGCCAGUCACCAUGAGGAGUGUGUGCGCCUGCGGCCCCAGACCUAUGACCUCCAAGAGAGCAAUGUGCACCUCAAGCUGACCAUUGUGGAUGCUGUGGGCUUCGGGGAUCAGAUCAAUAAGGAUGAGAGUUACAGGCCCAUAGUCGACUACAUCGACGCGCAGUUUGAAAACUACCUGCAGGAGGAACUGAAGAUCCGCCGUUCCCUCUUUGACUACCAUGACACGAGGAUCCACGUCUGCCUGUAUUUUAUCACGCCCACGGGGCACUCCCUCAAGUCCCUGGAUCUGGUGACCAUGAAGAAGCUAGACAGCAAGGUGAACAUCAUUCCCAUCAUUGCCAAGGCUGACACCAUCUCCAAGAGUGAGCUCCACAAGUUCAAGAUCAAGAUCAUGGGCGAGCUGGUCAGCAAUGGGGUUCAGAUCUACCAGUUUCCCACUGAUGACGAGGCUGUUGCCGAGAUUAACGCAGUCAUGAAUGCACAUUUGCCCUUCGCUGUGGUGGGCAGCACUGAGGAGGUGAAGGUGGGGAACAAGCUGGUCCGGGCACGGCAGUACCCUUGGGGCGUGGUGCAGGUGGAGAACGAGAACCACUGCGACUUCGUGAAGCUGCGGGAGAUGCUGAUCCGGGUGAACAUGGAGGACCUCCGGGAGCAGACCCACAGCCGGCAUUACGAGCUGUACCGGCGCUGCAAGCUGGAGGAGAUGGGCUUCCAGGACAGCGACGGCGACAGCCAGCCCUUCAGCUUGCAGGAGACCUACGAGGCCAAGCGCAAGGAGUUCCUGAGUGAGCUGCAGAGGAAGGAGGAAGAGAUGAGGCAGAUGUUUGUCAACAAAGUGAAGGAGACAGAGCUGGAGCUGAAGGAGAAGGAGAGAGAGCUCCACGAGAAGUUUGAGCACCUCAAGCGGGUCCAUCAGGAGGAGAAGCGCAAGGUGGAGGAGAAGCGCCGGGAGCUGGAGGAGGAGACCAAUGCCUUCAACCGCAGGAAGGCCGCGGUGGAGGCCCUGCAGUCCCAGGCCUUGCAUGCCACCUCGCAGCAGCCUCUGAGGAAGGACAAGGACAAGAAGAACAGAUCAGAUAUAGGAGUACACCAGUCGGGCAUGAGCCUCUCCAACUCUAAGGUGAUGAUGACCAAGGCCAGUGUGGAGCCCUUGAACUGCAGCAGCUGGUGGCCCGCCAUACAGUGCUGCAGCUGCCUGGUCAGGGACGCGACGUGGAGGGAAGGAUUCCUCUGAGGCAGCAGCUCCACCACGUGGGGCCAGCCCACGACCACCAGGGCGUGGAACUAGAGACCGUGGUUUUUAAUGUUAGAACACAAACCCCCCUACCUUUCAUAGAUAAAUGACCAAAAGUGCAAACAAUUUCAAUUGCCAUCAGGGAACAUCAAAAGUUGCCCCACCCUUUUCAUUCCCAUCCAUGGCCCCCCAAGGGACUUGAGGCUUAAUACUCAUUCUGUGGCCAAGCUGAGCUUCAACCUUGGAGAGAAAAGACAAUCUGCUUCCUGACAUGGUCAUUAUGAGCUUAAAGUACCUAGAUUACAAUGUUUCCAUGCUGAAAAACAGAAGCAUACUCUUCAAGAUUAAGGUAGCAGAAAAGUUACUUGUAUCUGUUUGACAUGAGAAGAAACUGCAACUUGGCAACAGUGGCCAGUUUCCAUAAUGAAACAGCCCUUAGUGAUUUAAUCUUCAUGCUUCAUAAUAGACCCAAACCCCAUGACAUUUCCACAUUGCAUAAUUUUGCCUUACUAACAGAAUCAUAUCUUUAAGGAUGACCAUCAUUCCCGAACUAAAAAAAUACCAACUAAUACGACAUUUUUUAAGUGCCAGAUCAAUAUGGUCUAAAGCCUCAAUAAGGAUUGUGUGUAGGUGAAUAAAGACAGCUAAGUGAAUGUGUGUAAAGUGUAGCAAAAGCAGACAGCUUUUUAUGUACAGUAUUCAUAGAAUGGAAAGCUAAAUAUUUUUGCAGUGUGUAUUUAAAAGAGAAACUCGCCACAAUAGUGCCGUUUAAAAAUCUUUAUAAAGUUAAUUUAAUGUCUUUUAGAAGUGGGAGUCUGGUGGAACUGUGUUGGAUUUAAGAUACAUUUUCACUCUUACGUAUGUCGUGAGCCUUGUGGGUCACCUCCCCGUGGUGCAUGCUCAAGGGCGUGUGCCCGCCUGUGCUUGGCCGUCCUACGUUGUGAACAGCUGUUCCAAAGGUACAAAUGAGUCUAGGGUAGACUCUGCCAACCCCUCGUACUUACUAUGGUCAAGAAGUCCAGCGGUGUCGCAAUAUAGAGGUCCCAGUGCAGUCUGUCCAAAAUAGCCAGCUCCAUCCUCAGCAGCUCAUUUGGGGUAUAGCCAGAGCCAUAGUGCUUUAAGAAGUCUUUUACGCGUGGAAUUAACUGUAAAAAGAAAAUAAAGAGGCCAAAGCCCUGUAUCAUGUUAA
Molecule: messenger RNA, 2704 nt
Organism: Leptonychotes weddellii (Weddell seal)
Lineage: Eukaryota; Metazoa; Chordata; Mammalia; Carnivora; Phocidae
Gene: SEPTIN8
Product: septin 8
Molecular function (GO): GTP binding
Source: RefSeq, a predicted model, not a curated record